GAAACCACAGAAGAAAGAAGAUGUGAAAAGACGACAGCAUUCUUUGUAACAGAGUUAAAUUGACUGCUGCACUUAUAAGAGACUCAUUUUACCAACGGUGUAAUAAUAGAGUAUCUAAAAAGUACAUAUAAAAAGGGAAAUCUUCAGAGACUGCCUGCAUUAACUGUGAAGAAGACCUGAUAGCCUAACUGCAGCUUACCGAGAAGCCAAAACGAAACAGAAAGAAAAUGAGUGACAGAGUACCUCUAAUUUCAAAAGAAAAUCGCAAUUAUUCAUCAGCAAGACAAUCCUUUGCUGUGAGACGGAGGACACUGAAUCAGCCACAGCAACGUGGGAGGAUACAGCAAUCGACAGAAGACAGAAGAUCAGCUUCAUCUAAACUCAGGAUUGUUCUUGUGGGUAAAACUGGAUCGGGAAAGAGUGCGACAGGAAACACCAUCUUAGGUCGAGAGUGUUUUAGGGAGGCUGCUUCAGCAGUGUCAGUUACUAACACCUGUGAGAGUGGAGAAGUACUGAUUGAUGAAAGGAGCGUCUCAGUCAUCGACACUCCAGGCCUGUGUGAUACAACACGGUCAGAACAAGAAGUAAAGAAUGAGAUAGAGAGCUGUGUUGACAUGUCUGCUCCUGGUCCUCAUGCGUUUCUGCUGCUGAUCAAAGUGGGGAGAUUUACAGAAGAGGAGAAAAACACAGUGAAAUGGAUCCAGGAGAACUUUGGAGAAGAAGCUGCACGUUACACCAUCAUUCUCUUCACUCAUGAUGAUGCACUAUACGGGAAACCAUUAGAUGAGUAUAUCAAUGAAAGUAAUGAUCUGAAGGCUCUUGUUGGUAAGUGUGGUGGCAGAUUUCACUCAUUCAACAAUAGAAACACGGAGAACCGCUCUCAGGUCACUGAACUGCUGGAGAAGAUUGAGGAGAUGGUGGAAGAGAAUGGAGGACUGCAUUAUACCAAUGAGAUGUACCAGAAGGCUCAGAGAAGGAUACAAGAUAGAGCACAGUUCUGGUCUGAGAUACCGAGGAUUGUGCUGCUGGGUAAAACUGGAUCAGGAACGAGCAGUACAAUAGAAAUCAUUGUGGGUCAAAAACGGAGAGAUUCACCAUAUUGUGCUACUGAAUCCUGUAAGCUACAUAAUGUACAUGUGGAUGGAAAGAGUAUGAAAAUAAUCGACACUCCAGGAUUGAUUGAUGCAUCAGAGAAGAAGAUGAAGGCUGAAAAAAAGAAGUUUGUCUUAAUGUCUGAUCCUGGUCCUGAUGUGUUCCUGCUGGUGAUCAAACUGGAUACAAUAUUCACAGAUGAGAAAAACACAGAGAAAUGGAUUCAGAAGAACAUUGGAGAAGAUGCUUUUCUUCACACCAUCAUUCUGUUCACUCACACUGAUCAUCUGAGGGGUAAAUCAAUAGAUCAGUAUAUCAGUGAGAGAAAGUAUCUUCAGUCACUGGUCAACAGCUGCGGUCGCAGAUAUAUCUCAUUCAACAAUCACAAUCAGGUCACAGAGCUGCUGAAGGUGAUUGGAAACAUGGCAGUGGGAAAUGAAAGGAAGUUCUACACAAAUGAAAUGUUUCAAAAAAUUGUGAAAUGUACCAGGAUGUAUGAAAAAAUUAAAAAAGUGGCAGCACAAUCUGGAGUAGGAGCAGGAGCCAUGGUUGCAGGAGGCAUCGCCCUGGGAGUAACAGAGGUGGUUUUGGCACCAGUACUAUUGAUUGUAGGAGGUGCAGUGUUAAUUUCUGCAGUCUUAGCUUGGAAUCUACGUAAGAAAUAGGAUUCAUACUUUUGUAAGAUACUUUUGUGAUUCUCAAUGUUUGUGGAUGAAUCUAUUGCACAUUAUAGGAUUACAAGAUCAGCUUUUGUACAGUUUCACCAAUGUAAUUGUGUAGUUUCUCAUUUCCACCUAAGGACGGUUGUCAUGCUUGUCAUCAUUAAUGUGCAUAAUUAUGUGAUGGAUUCUGCUGUGUAAUGAAUCAGAUUGAGCUUUAUUGCCAGGUAUGUUGUUUACACAUGAGGAAUUUGUCUUGGUGACAGAAGCUUCUGUGCACAGACAGAAUGACAGUGACAAGUCACAGAUCAUAAAAAUGUAUAAAAAUUUAACAAAUACACA
This is a messenger RNA of Ctenopharyngodon idella (grass carp), 2093 nucleotides long. Its product is annotated as GTPase IMAP family member 8-like. The record is from RefSeq and is a predicted model, not a curated record. Gene Ontology annotation, molecular function: GTP binding. Lineage: Eukaryota; Metazoa; Chordata; Actinopteri; Cypriniformes; Xenocyprididae. The coding region runs from base 228 to 1757 and encodes 509 amino acids. The transcript is spliced from 6 exons.